Messenger RNA from Sinocyclocheilus anshuiensis, 1749 nucleotides. RefSeq names its product charged multivesicular body protein 5-like. The coding region runs from base 80 to 739 and encodes 219 amino acids. NCBI's taxonomy places the organism in Eukaryota, Metazoa, Chordata, Actinopteri, Cypriniformes, Cyprinidae. The record is from RefSeq and is a predicted model, not a curated record. Gene Ontology annotation, biological process: vesicle budding from membrane; late endosome to vacuole transport via multivesicular body sorting pathway. The transcript has 8 exons. Gene Ontology annotation, cellular component: multivesicular body.
UACGACCAACCGGAACAAGCCCGCUGUGAUCAGCAUUUAAAUACCUUAACAAAGCAAAUAAGUGUCAAUCCCGUUAAAAAUGAACCGAAUUUUCGGACGGAGCAAUAAAACGCCUACUCCUAACCUUUCUGACUGCAUAGGCAAUGUGGAUACGAGGAUCGAGUCAAUCGAUAAGAAAAUAGCGAGAAUCGACGCAGAGCUAAUGAAGUAUAAGGACCAGAUGAAAAAGAUGAGGGAUGGACCCUCAAAAAAUGCAGUGAAACAGAAGGCGAUGAGAGUGCUGAAACAAAAGAGAAUGUAUGAAGGUCAAAGAGAUCAGCUUUCCCAGCAGUCAUUUAAUAUGGAACAAGCCAACUAUACAAUCCAGUCUUUAAAUGACACCAAAACAACAGUGGAGGCAAUGAAGAUUGGAGCAAAAGAAAUGAAGAAAGCAUAUAAACAAGUGAAAAUGGAUCAGAUUGAAGACCUGCAGGAUCAACUGGAAGAUAUGAUGGAUGAGGCCAACGAGGUGCAGGAAGCUCUCAGUCGCAGCUAUGGCACACCAGAGAUCGAUGAGGAUGAACUAGAAGCAGAACUGGAUGCUCUGGGAGAUGAGUUACUGCUGGAUGAUGACAGCUCUUACUUAGAUGAAGCCUCGUCUGUACCCUCCAUUCCUGAAGGAAUGCCCAGCGACACUAAAACCAAUAAGGAUGGCGUUCUGGUGGAUGAGUUUGGUCUACCACAGAUCCCUGCCACAUAAGAAUCUGUUCUCUGAUCAGUGUUUUGUUUACAGCUGGUGGAGGAAGUUUUUCUUGUGCUGAUGGUAUUGAACAUGUUGUGUUGUAUUCAUUGCCCAGUCUAGCACAUAGCAUUGUAACUUCAGUUUAAUGUUUAACAUGAUCACAUGAAGUGUGAUUUUUCCAGGUUUAUUUAGAAUUUGGUCAUGUAAACAUGUUCGCCUGAUUUUCAUAACCCAGUAAAUUCAGACGAGAUUACAGUUUUUAGAUAUCCAAGUAAAACUCCUGGCAUAUCCCUUUAUUAAUCAAAAUUUGGAUCACCUACUUUCCAUUAUAUCUGAACAUACGUUUAUAGUAAUGCAUGUCCAAACAAAAAUAAUUCUGGAUGAUAUGAGAUACAAACAGUUUGGGGAAAGUCGAGUUAUUGAAGAAAUGUAUUUUUAGAGCAUGGAGAUUUUUUUUUUUCUCCAGAAUAAUUACAUUAAAACAUCUCAUUACAUAUUAACUUAUUAAUUGUGUUAAUUACAUAUAGACACAUAUAAACUCUUAUUCUUAAUAUUAAUUUUACAUUUGCCAAUUAAUAUUAUUGUCUAUGCUCUUGUUAAGAUGGAGUGUGUCUUGCUUCACGCUGGACUCUGAAGCUUGUUGAAAUGUUGACAGAAUUGUUGACACUGAUCAAGUAUUUCAAGUCCAUAGUUCUGAGUAGCAUGAAUGAAGAACCUGCGUGGAGCAGCCAUCAACUAGUCCAAAUAUUGCUUGGAUUAUUAAAAUGAACUGGUUUUCUUGAUAACAAACUUUAUUAUUGGUUAUACAUCAAGAUCUGAAAUAUUCUGAAACGUGAAAUGCAUCACUGGAGUCUGUAAGAGAUGCAAUAAAUGGUGGUAUUUGAAAACAGCGGAGCAUUUUUGUGGAGCCAUUAGGCUAUUCAUGCAGCAAUAACACAUUUCAGAAGAAAGACAGAUUGAACAAGCGGUAUUACACAGUCACAUUUACAACAUAAAAAAAACAUUACAUUUUCAGCGUUUUUUUUUUG